Messenger RNA from Cyphellophora attinorum, 777 nucleotides. RefSeq lists its product as uncharacterized. Lineage: Eukaryota; Fungi; Ascomycota; Eurotiomycetes; Chaetothyriales; Cyphellophoraceae. The transcript has 2 exons. The coding region runs from base 1 to 777 and encodes 258 amino acids. The record is from RefSeq and is a predicted model, not a curated record.
AUGCCUCGCGAUAACCUCAUUUAUCCAACAGCUAGUGGGGACUACUUCUGCAUCCCGUGCGAUCGAUUCUUCGUCAGUCAAGCCGCUGCCGCCGCACAUUGCGCAAAUGCGGCCGCUCACAGAGGAGAGUGGUGUCAGAAGUGCGAAUGGCUCUUCGUCGAUGAUCAUGCCCUCACCCAACAUCAGGAGGACUCCAGUCGCCAUGCCGUCUGCCACUUGUGCCCUCUCGACUUGGAUUCGGAUACAGAUUUGAGCGCACAUCAGACAGCUGUACACUUCCUGUGCCAGGACUGUGGAAUCGAGUCGCCCAGCGCCUGGCACCUUCAGUUCCAUAUGGACUAUCUGCACCCGAAUCGCGAUGUCAGUGUCAAUCAAGCUCAUAACAACCGAAGGUACAUCGACAGCUCUGGGGAGGACUCUGCGUCUGACACGAGCACUCAGAAUGGGGAUUUUGAAUGUUACGGCUGUACGGCUGGCUUUGACGACACGAUUUCAGUCAUGAAGCACUUGGAGAGCGGCGCUUGUGCCAGCGGCGUCACGGGCCCUGAAAUCGAGAAGUGGGCUUACGGCUAUUCCAAGAAACACAAGCUCCAGUACGACAACCGCAAAGACGAACACUGGCGCUUCAGAUGUCCAAUUUGUCGCUCCGAGUCAGUUUUCCGCUUCUUCAGUGCUUGGAUGGCCCACAACCUCGCCUGUCACCGCAACAAGAGCCAUCACAAAGUCGACUGGAUCUUGGAGCAUCUCCGAUCAAAGGUCGAAGAGCUCAAUAACUGA